Messenger RNA from Apodemus sylvaticus (European woodmouse), 255 nucleotides. RefSeq names its product serine peptidase inhibitor, Kunitz type 3 (gene Spint3). The coding region runs from base 1 to 255 and encodes 84 amino acids. NCBI's taxonomy places the organism in Eukaryota, Metazoa, Chordata, Mammalia, Rodentia, Muridae. The transcript is spliced from 2 exons. The record is from RefSeq and is a predicted model, not a curated record. Gene Ontology annotation, molecular function: serine-type endopeptidase inhibitor activity.
AUGCAGCUGCAGGUCUCCUUCUCACUUUUCCUGAUCCUCAUCUUUUGCUCAGAAGAAACAAAAGAGGCCCAGAGGUUCUUACCACCUGAGUGCACACUUCCUAAGAAAAAGGGCGAAUGCCAAGGCAUGUUCAUGAGAUGGUACUAUGACUCCAAAACCAACAGGUGUGAGUGGUUCCACUAUAAAGGCUGCAGAGGCAACGACAACAACUUCCUGAGCAGAUAUCAAUGCCAGGCAGUCUGCAUGAACACCUGA